AUGAGCCGUAUCGUCAACUUACAUCUCAAUCGGGACAGCUGCAUUAUACGGCACCGCAUCUUCGCGCUCGAUUCCUCGCACGAGACUUUACCUUACCACAAGCCGGGGCCCCAACUCUUAUUAGAACAUGAGAACAACCCGCACCUGUUGAUCAACACCACCCUCGGCUCCCAGGCCGGCAAGCCGCCCCAAGGCCCCAGUAGCCUAAAGCGCACGGCGAGAGGAUGCGGGACGACGCUGACCGGAAACCCCCUAUUCUUAGAUCAAUGCACUACUGUGCCGAUGCAUCUGGCCUUUGGCGACAUCGGCGAUAUUAGUGGCCGCUAUUAG
Molecule: messenger RNA, 330 nt
Organism: Durotheca rogersii
Lineage: Eukaryota; Fungi; Ascomycota; Sordariomycetes; Xylariales; Xylariaceae
Exons: 2
Coding region: 1-330 (109 amino acids)
Source: RefSeq, a predicted model, not a curated record